AUGUCCAACGCUAAUGGUGAGAGUGAAUUCUCACAGGCAGACAAAAAUGUGGAAAUGUGGCGUAUUAAAAAGCUUAUCAAGAGUCUCGAGGCUGCCCGUGGCAACGGGACGAGUAUGAUUUCCCUCAUCAUUCCUCCAAAAGAUCAAAUCACCCGUGUGGCUAAGUUGCUUGCUGAAGAGUACGGAACUGCAUCUAAUAUUAAGAGUCGUGUGAAUCGCCUCUCGGUUUUGAGUGCCAUCACUUCAGUUCAACAGAGAUUGAAGCUGUACAACAAGGUUCCAAACAAUGGUUUGGUGGUUUACUGUGGCACUAUAGUGACGGAUGACGGGAAAGAGAAGAAAGUGAACAUUGAUUUCGAGCCCUUCCGUCCCGUUAACACAUCGCUCUAUUUGUGUGACAAUAAGUUUCACACGGAAGUAAGUUUUCAUUUCGCAUUCUACAUCUGGCAGGCUCUCACGGCCCUUCUAGCUGAUGACAACAAAUUCGGUUUCAUCAUUGUUGAUGGUAAUGGUGCUCUGUACGGAACUCUCUCCGGAAAUACGCGUGAGGUGCUUCACAAGUUCACCGUGGAGUUACCUAAGAAGCAUGGUCGGGGUGGUCAGUCAGCCUUGCGGUUUGCUCGUCUCCGCAUUGAAAAACGUCAUAAUUAUGUCCGCAAAGUAGCGGAAACAGCUACUCAGCUGUUCAUCACAAAUGAUAAGGUGAAUAUUGAAGGUUUAGUGUUGGCUGGGAUCGCGGACUUCAAAAGCGAAUUAAGUCAGUCUGAUAUGUUUGACCAGGAUAGUGGUCGUUACUGUUUUGGCGUGGAUGACACUCUCAAGGCCUUGGAGAUGGGCGCCGUGGAGACACUCAUUGUGUGGGAAAAUUUGAGCAUCAAUCGUUAUGUUCUGAAAGCUCCAGCUUCCGAGGAAUUGAAAAUUAUUCACCUUAGACCCGAUCAAGAGCGAGAUCGAAAGCACUUCCUCGAUACCGAAACUGGGGUUGAGUUGGAAGUUGUUGACACGCAGCUGCUAUUAGACUGGCUAGCUCUCAAUUACCGCUCCUUCGGGACCAUUUUGGAAAUCGUCACUGAUCGAUCGCAGGAAGGUGCGCAGUUUGUGCGUGGGUUUGGUGGUAUUGGAGGUAUACUACGUUACCAAGUCGAUUUUGCUCACCUCGCUGGUGCUGAUCUUGACUUCAAUGAUGAAUUUAAUCUGGAUGAUUACUGA
Molecule: messenger RNA, 1209 nt
Organism: Echinostoma caproni
Lineage: Eukaryota; Metazoa; Platyhelminthes; Trematoda; Plagiorchiida; Echinostomatidae
Source: the annotation of a GenBank genome assembly